Messenger RNA from Fonticula alba, 360 nucleotides. RefSeq lists its product as hypothetical. The record is from RefSeq and is a predicted model, not a curated record. The coding region runs from base 1 to 360 and encodes 119 amino acids. The transcript has a single exon. Lineage: Eukaryota; Rotosphaerida; Fonticulaceae.
AUGCAAGCGUCUGAAGAUCGCCUGGAGGACAUCAUCCAGAGCUACCAGCGGUCGGCCCAGUUCAAGGAUGUGUCCAAGAAGCUGGGGGCCCUUCGCCGCUGCCACGGGCUCCCGAGCCCGGAGGAUACCUGUCCCUCGACCUUCAGCCACCCGUCGGAGCUGUCGCUUUCCAGUCGGGGCAGCUCCGACACCGGGUCCCCGGGGGCCUUGCACAACCGCGACCCGACCGCCAGCCAGCAGACGCUCCUGCGCAUUGACACCAACUUCGGCGGUGCGAGGACGGUCCAUUACAAUGGCAACCGCAUCUACGUCUUUUGGGUGUUGAUGCUUCGAUUCAUGACCAACCUCCGGCGAAACUAG